AUGGCCUCUCUGAGUGGUAUCCGCGAUCUGUACGAGCGAGCCAAGACGGUGACAACGUACCGUCGAUCGGACUCGCCGGCGCCGUUCUGGUCGCCCGUCGACAGCGCCGUGCCGGAAGGGUUCCAGAUCUCCCGAUCGACCUUUACGGUGUCCGUCUCGCCCUUCUCGACGCUGUCCUUCACCUCAUCUGGGCGACAUGCCAAAGGGACGUUGUUGUACAUGCAUGAGGGUUCGCUCACGACGGUCGAGACGAUCAUGUCGGCGCAGUUGCCGGACUACGAUGAGCGCUACGAUCAGACGGGUGCCGCUGUGACUUCGAGCGACUCCAAGGAAGCGAGCCAUGUCAAGGUCGUCGUCGAGGCACGACACAACAGCGAGGAGCUGUUACGAUUGUGCAAGAUCGGGACCGUGCAAAAGGAACUCGAAGGGGGCAUCUAUAUCGAGGUGAGUUAUUUCACACUGAAUGCUAUUCGACUUGAUCCCCCUCCAGCGGACAAGCGACCCGGAGGCUCCGGGACUUUCUCUGAUCGUCAGGCCACCCCACACUCGGGGUUCUCAAUCUGGGACGGGACCUAUCUCCGGCCGCGCCGGCCGUAGGGGCCCCGCCUUGCGUGCAUCGCAUUCCAUGAAGUCUGAGCGACUGGGAUCCAUUCCUUUGCUAUAUAACUAACCACUCGUUUGCUUUCCCUUCAUACUCGCGCUUAUCGCAGACCCCUGAAGAGUCUGCUCGGGGCACUCUCGCUGGCGCCUCCAUCUCGUUCCACAUAACCUUUGAGCUUCCCGUUGCCGUGAAGGCGCUUGAUACUCUCAGGGUCUCGUCGAACCAGUUCCGCAUCCUCUUUGACCCAUCGCUCUCGAAUUUGGCUAUUGCGAACCUCGAGCUGUCGACUUCCGAUGGGCCGAUACGUCUCGAUCUCGUCCGCGUCGGCCGAGCCAAGAUCGUCAACCUCAACCGGCUUGACCCGAGAAAGUCGAGCCUAACGAACCACAGCGAUCUCAUCUCGGGUCGCAUCGUUGCUUCCGACGAUUUGGUACUCGACUGUUCGAACGGUCCUAUCUCCGGAACCUACACGACGACUUAUCCGAACGCACCGCUGGCGAUCAAAACGGUCAACUUUGACAUUCGAGAUGUGGCGGUGCGCUCGGCGGGAGGGAUCUACGUCUCCAACACGAACGCGUCCAUCACGGGUUACUUCUUUGCGAAAGAGUUGUUGACGAUCGAGACCCAGCAUGGUAAGGUCGGUGACGCCAAUUCGACGUUCAGAGGCGAACGCGGCGUGCGAAUUACGACCGCGGCGGCCGGCAUCAAUGGUCGAUUCGAAGUCGCCAAGGAGUUAGCGAUCAAGUCCUCGUCGAUGCCGAUCGAUGCGCAUGUGUCAAUUUUGAGUCGAAGUGCGAUCUCGGAGCAAGCUUCGGUCCUCGCGUCGGCGAACAUCGUGGACCGAGAUCGACCUGACCUAGUGGCUGCGAAAGAUGCGGGGAGAAGCUCGUUUGAACCCCCUUCGUUCGAAACGGCUGUGCGGAAUGGUGCGGGCCAAUCGACUUCGAGAGGGCUCGAGACGUUGACUGUGUUGUGUGAGACCAAGGAUUCCCACGUCAUGUUGGAUUUCAAGAACCACCCGCGAGAGAUUCAACUUACAAGCGAGGUCAAGACGACGGGCGGAGGUCUGGUCAAGGUCACGCAUCCCAAGGAGUUUGUGGGCAGCUUUUCCGUGAGUGAAUCGACACACCAGAAAAUUGUGGGCAGAAGAUGAUUAAUGCUGACUCCUGCCCAUUAUCUUCACAGGUUGCCACCGGCGCCCUCCAACAAGCCGUCCUCGACGUUAAACCCGACGCGGAUUCGGACUCCGAAGUAGCAAACAAGAAGGCCGUCUCGUACAAGAUCAAGAAGCGCGCCGAAAUUGUCGGCACCAUCACAUACGAGGACGAUUCGGUCAAGCCUCGCAAUUCGACCAAGAUCGUCACCAGUGGCUCUGCGGAGCUCGUAGUUGGUUGA
Messenger RNA from Microbotryum saponariae, 1996 nucleotides. The record is from the annotation of a GenBank genome assembly. NCBI's taxonomy places the organism in Eukaryota, Fungi, Basidiomycota, Microbotryomycetes, Microbotryales, Microbotryaceae.